CGCGCCGCCGGUAGUUUCCGCAGCCUUGCUUUGGCCGGCCGGAUGCGGCCAUGGAGGGCGAUCCUCCCCCGGUGGAGGAUCGGCGGCGGCUGCAGGAGGAGCUGAGCGAGUUUGUGGAGAGCUGCUGUCGGACGCUGGAGGAGGUGACGGUGUCCUUGGGCUGGAACCUGGAUCGGCUGGACCCCGGGGAGGAGGAGGCGGCAGAGGAUGAAAUUGUGAUAUGCCCUUAUGAUUCCAAUCAUCGAAUGCCUAAAUCAUCUUUAGCAAAGCACAUGGUAUCGUGUAGAUUGAGGAAACUGGGCUACACCAAAGAAGAAGAGGAUAAAAUGUAUAAUUCUGAAUUUUUCUAUGAGAAUGUGAAGAUACCUUCAAUUACUUUGAAUAAGGAUUCACAAUUCCAGAUAAUUAAGCAAGCUAGAACUGCAGUUGGAAAAGAUGGUGACUGUUACAAUCAAAGGAUUUAUUCUUCAUUGCCUGUUGAAGUUCCUCUGAAUCACAAACGGUUUGUUUGUGAUCUGACCCAAGCCGAUCGUCUUGCCCUCUAUGAUUUUGUAAUUGAGGAGACAAAGAAAAAGCGCUCUGAUUCUCAAACGGUUGAAAAUGACAGUGAUCUCUUUGUAGACUUGGCUGCAAAAGUCAAUCAAGAUAAUAGUAGAAAAAGUCCAAAAUCUUACCUUGAAAUCCUGGCAGAAGUGAGGGAUUAUAAAAGAAGACGCCAGUCCUAUAGAGCUAAAAAUGUUCAUAUUACCAAGAAAUCAUAUACGGAGGUGAUUCGCGACGUGAUAAAUGUGCAUAUGGAAGAACUCAGUAAUCAGUGGCAAGAAGAGCAGGAAAAAGCGGAGGAUGACACUGAAAAGAAUGAAGAAAGGCGAUCAGCCUCCCUAGAUUCACGGCAGUCCGGUGGGAGCUAUUUGGAUGCGGAGUGUUCACGACAUAGAAGGAAUCGGAGUAGGAGCCCACAUAAACGAAAAAGAAACAAAGAUAAGGAUAAAAACUGGGACUCAAGAAGAAGGAAAGAGAGGGAUGGGGAAAGACAUCAUAGUCAUAAAAGAAGAAAGCAGAAAGUAUAAAUGAAGUAGUUGCAUGUAUCAAGCUGAUGCCAUCCAUGAUACCAACAUGCCAAUAUUUUCAUUAUAAUUGCUUUGAGUAGGAGAAUGUGUUUAUAUGACCUGUUUAGUGCUCAGAUCAUUAUUUUUCAUAACUGCUUAUAUCUCAAACCAUGAGUACACUAUUUGCCCUAUAACUUUGUUUUCCUUAUAUUUUAAUAGGUGAUUGCUUCCUAUUCCUAUUUUGUUUCUUUUUUGAUAAUUUAUCUAUCAGAAAAUUCUUUAAAGGCAAUAUUUAAUUAUAUAAAUAAUACACAAAUACAUUCUCAUUGUAAAAACUUCCAAUCUUACAGAUAAGGCUAAAGUCUCCUUGGAACAACACACCUGCAAUCCCGAUCCCCUCUCACCCCCCAUGGUAACUACCUUACUACCAUUAACGCUGCGCAGACUGCUGAAGUGUAAUAGGGAAAAACAACCUAAAUGUCUGUCAGGAGCGGAAAGGCCUGGCUAAAAUGCACUGUAGUCAUACAAUAGGUUACUGUAUUGGGUUUAAAAGAAAGAAACUUCAUCUAUAUGAACAUGCAUAGAUCUCAGAAACAAUGCUAAGUGAAAACAGCAAGUUUAGAAAGGGUAUACAAGUUAUAUAUCUUUGUACAAAACAAUACUAUACGUAUUCAGUGGCUGUAUAUGGAUAUAAAUAUAUUCUUAAAAGUCCAGAAGAACCCCUGCCAGACUCACAACUGAUUAUUUUGGGGGAGAUGGUAUAGAUAGGGGAGAUAAGGGUGGAAACCAGGACUGGGAGGGUGGUCAAAGGAAACUUGAGCUUCACCUAUAAUACAUUAAUUUAAAAAAAUAAGGUUUUCAUGUUUUACUUGUUCAUUAAAAAAUACUGUCAUUCUG
Molecule: messenger RNA, 1946 nt
Organism: Rhinolophus ferrumequinum (greater horseshoe bat)
Lineage: Eukaryota; Metazoa; Chordata; Mammalia; Chiroptera; Rhinolophidae
Gene: SNRNP48
Product: small nuclear ribonucleoprotein U11/U12 subunit 48
Exons: 9
Coding region: 51-1070 (339 amino acids)
Cellular component (GO): cytosol; U12-type spliceosomal complex; nucleoplasm
Source: RefSeq, a predicted model, not a curated record